Messenger RNA from Pocillopora damicornis (cauliflower coral), 1857 nucleotides. RefSeq names its product MAP kinase-activated protein kinase 5. Gene Ontology annotation, biological process: protein phosphorylation. Gene Ontology annotation, molecular function: protein kinase activity; ATP binding. The record is from RefSeq and is a predicted model, not a curated record. Lineage: Eukaryota; Metazoa; Cnidaria; Anthozoa; Scleractinia; Pocilloporidae.
CUUCUUCUUGUAUGAGAAAUAAGAUAUAUCACCGUCUGGGAAGAGAAUUCUAAGAUGGCGAACGCGUCACGUCGAGAAGAACUUCAAUUUAAGACCACACCAUUAGAAGAUGACUACACUGUUGACUGGAGCAAGAGGCUUGGUUCAGGAAUCAGUGGGCCAGUUAGGCAAAGGUGCACUACUUGUGCAGUGGUCAUCCUCAUGUUGUAUCGGUAAUAGAUGUCUAUGCUGUCAGCUUUAAAUUUCCAGGAGAAAUGAGACCUGUUCCUAGGAUUUUGAUGGUUAUGGAGUUGAUGGAGGGAGGUGAACUGUUUGAGCUUGUUAGAACAAAAAGACGUUUCACUGAAAAUGAGGCUGUUAAUUUUACCAAACAGAUUGCAUUAGCAGUUUACCACUGUCAUUCAUUUAAUGUAGCGCAUAGAGAUCUAAAACCAGAGAACUUGCUUCUUCUUGACAAGACUGAGAAAGUAGUCAUCAAGCUUGCUGAUUUUGGUUUUGCUAAGAUUGAUCGUGGAGAUCUUGUUACACCACAAUUUACACCCUAUUAUGUGUCUCCUCAGGUUCUGGAAGCACAAAGAAUUCACCGUGCUCAGAAGUCAGGGAGAUUUCCAUUUUUAUCGAAACCUUACACAUAUGACAAGAGCUGUGACAUGUGGUCAUUAGGCGUUGUUAUCUACAUCAUGUUGUGUGGAUAUCCACCCUUUUAUUCCGAGGUACCUCGUAAGCAAUUGUCGCAGGGAAUGAGGCGUAGGAUUAUGGCUGGGGAGUAUGACUACCCCGACAAGGAGUGGUCAAAGAUUUCAUCAGAUGCAAAGGAUGUCAUUGCCAGCCUAUUGCGAGUUGAACCUGCUCAGAGACUGACAGUUACAGACCUGCUUGAGCACCAGUGGCUUAAUGAAGGAACUGUUUCGGAUGUUCCACUUGAUUCACCUUCAGUUAUCGUUGCAGAUGAGGAAGCAUUUCGGGAGGCCAUGCAUGCGCAUUCGGCUCAGCUUACGAAGAUGAGGUUACCGGACCGCACAGUGGUACUGAAGGCUGUGACGAAGGCCAAGAACCCGAUAUUGAUGAAGAGAAAGAACAUGUUUAAUCUCGGUUCGCUCUUCACCAGAAACAACGGGGCAUCCGCAUCGUCCACAGAUGUUGAUCGAACAAAAAACGAUGCUUCUAUCAAGUCCCUGAGAGACAUCAUAGCAUUCUGUAUGCUUCCUCCUCAGCCACCUGAUGGCGUUACAGAAACUUCCCAAGGUCCAAGUCCUGAAGAAGAACUGCAAAGACUGGUUUCUCUUGCUUUAGAACAGAACCCAAAAUCCCAGCGACUCAAAGAAGCUCUCGUCAAGCAGUCUUGGGAUGGAGAGAAGUUCGCUGGAUCAGUGGACAGGCGCAUGCUAGCCAAAGACAUUAGUGAAAUCGUAAAGAAAAUGUGACGUGUUGGAGAAACUGCUCUCAGAGUAUAUAUAACAUCACGUAUUCAGCUACUAAUGAAGUCUUUGUGAAGGCGUUGAAGGAUUUUCCGUUUUGGACCGUUGCCGAGAGCGAAUUCGACUCUCUACACACAAAGCGGCAAAGUGAGAUGAUCCAAUCAGAACCAACAGAAGAGCGUAGAAUGCUUUUGGCAUGAGUGGGUGGAUAUAUACACGGCCUUCGAAUGGGCGCGAAAAUUCGCGCGCAAAAUCAAGAUCCGUUUCGUUUUUGCCAGUGCGCAUGAUUGGUUGAGCCUUUUCUGGUCGAACCAGUGGCUCAAAUACAUCGCCACAUAAAUUUAUAGCUUUGAAAAUUUACGAACAAUUUAAAGAAUUUUGCCUUAUUACGUUAUGUUUUACAUGAAAAUUCUUCUUUAAUUCAGUCUAGUAGUUGGUU